AUGUCGUUUUCACUACUCCGCCCACAAUUAUCGUCCUACACGUGCCGGUCAUGUCUAAUUCGACUUUCACGAGCUUCACGACGCUCAAUCACCUCGAAAGAAAAUGCCCAGUUUGCAAAAGAGGGGAGGCAGAAAGCUGAUACCGCCUUACCAACAUUUCCUGCACGGACGCGUUUUGCACCUUCGCCGACGGGUUACCUCCACCUUGGAUCAUUACGGACGGCACUGUUCAAUUACCUCCUCGCGAAACGAACGGGCGGCCAAUUCCUACUACGAAUAGAAGAUACAGACCAAAAGCGCACGAUACCCGACGCCGAGCAGCGACUAUUCGACGAUCUACGGUGGGCGGGACUGCAAUGGGAUGAAGGGCCAGAGGUUGGAGGGCCGUAUGGACCGUAUAAACAGUCAGAGAGGAGCGCGACAUACAGAGAGUAUGCGAAUCAACUUCUCGAAUCAGGACAUGCAUAUCGCUGCUUCUGUUCUUCGGAGCGCUUGAAUGCCUUGGCCGAACACAGACACAAGCUCGGUAUUGCGACAGACUACGACCGCACAUGCGCCCCGCCUGCCAUAUCCAAGGAAGAGAGCGACGAUAGAGCAUUCAGGGGCGAAUCGCACACCAUACGCCUCAAAGUCCCAGACCAGUACCCGACGUACAAGGAUCUCAUCUACGGCUCCUUUCGCCCGCUCAAGAGACGCGGCCAUGUCACCGAAUCCGCAUAUGAAGAUCCAAUCCUACUAAAGUCUGACGGCCUACCUACAUACCACCUCGCAAACGUAGUAGACGACUACCUCAUGAAGAUCACCCACGUCAUUCGAGGAAGCGAAUGGAUGCCCAGCACCCCCAAGCAUAUCGCCAUGUACCAAGCAUUCGGCUGGACACCCCCCGAAUUCGCCCACGUCGGCCUCCUCGUUGACGAGAACGGCAACAAGCUCAGCAAGCGAAACUUUGACACCGACAUCACCGCCUUUAAAGAGAUGGAAAUAUUCCCUGAGACCCUGACAAACUUCGCCGCGCUGCUAGGAUGGAGCCACAAGGAGAAGAGCGAUGUCAUGGAUCUCAAGACAUUGAUCGACAAGUUCAGUCUCAAAUUCACAAAGGGAAACACUACGGUGACAUUUGGUAAAAUGCAGUUCCUCCAACGUAAACACGCCCUCCAACGCGCUUCGACCGGUGGACCCCAGCUUGAAGAGAUGGUCCGUAAUGUCGCCAAACUACUCACUGACCCGGAGUCGCCCUACAAAGAGUGGAGAAACAUUGUCGGAAGUCCAUUCCCCGAAAACUACAUCCGCUCCAUCGUCCUCGUCGAUGCAGAAAACUACACAAACGCAAACGAAUUCCUCUACCGCAACGCCUUCUUCUUCACUCCCAUCCGCCCCUUUGACAAGCAACCGCCCAUGACGACUACAUCUGAUAUACCCAUGCGUGCGCAGAUGCUAGCAGACGUCAAAGAGGAAGAGUGGAAUAAAGAAAAUCUCAUGCAAAAGGUGCGUGAGAUUAUUGAUGGGAGGACUGAGGGGAAAAAGGGGAGCAAGGAUGUGUACCAUUAUCUGAGGAAGACGGUUACGGGCCAGGAGCAGGGCAUGAGGUUGUACGAUGUUUUUGUCAUUCUGGGACGGAACGAAACCCUUAAACGGCUGGGGUUGUUGAUCAACAACUAG
Messenger RNA from Alternaria atra, 1659 nucleotides. RefSeq lists its product as uncharacterized. Lineage: Eukaryota; Fungi; Ascomycota; Dothideomycetes; Pleosporales; Pleosporaceae. Gene Ontology annotation, biological process: glutamyl-tRNA aminoacylation. Bases 1 to 1659 code for a protein of 552 amino acids. The transcript has a single exon. The record is from RefSeq and is a predicted model, not a curated record. Gene Ontology annotation, molecular function: zinc ion binding; glutamate-tRNA ligase activity; ATP binding.